Labeo rohita (rohu) is the source of this 5419-nucleotide messenger RNA. It is a transcript of the gene slc9a3.1, whose product is annotated as solute carrier family 9 member A3, tandem duplicate 1. The transcript has 17 exons. Gene Ontology annotation, molecular function: sodium:proton antiporter activity. Gene Ontology annotation, biological process: regulation of pH; proton transmembrane transport; sodium ion transport. NCBI's taxonomy places the organism in Eukaryota, Metazoa, Chordata, Actinopteri, Cypriniformes, Cyprinidae. The record is from RefSeq and is a predicted model, not a curated record. Bases 317 to 2791 code for a protein of 824 amino acids. Gene Ontology annotation, cellular component: apical plasma membrane; brush border membrane.
GUUUCAGCACUGCUCUUAUUACACUCUUACACUACCCUGAUUGAACCACUGCUCUCACCUGGACCACAAACACAGAGAGUCAGCUGAAGGAAAGACAGCCAAGUCAGUUAGAGAGGAAUGAACUUAAAGGAGAACUAACUAAAAGGGGAAACUGCAAUACUUUGUCUCACCAAGGACUUCAGGACAAGCAAGCAGAACAAGCACACUGGGAAGCUCUAAUCAACUAUUGUGAGAUUCUGUGAAGGACGGCUAUAGUACACACAGUCUGGAGAUGAGAAUGAUACUGUAAGUGCAUCCUUACCACUCAUCUGUUGCAAUGGCAAGCUCUGUUCAUCUCUGCCUGUUAAGGGCAGUUUUCCUGGUGUGUUUUUUUAACCCUUUAAUCAAAGGACUAAAUGGAGAUGAAGGCGUGAUUCAGAAUCCUCAUCAUCACUUGCACGAGAAUAUUACUGGACUCCCAAUUGUCACGUUUAAAUGGCAUCAUGUUGAGACCCCAUAUCUGGUGGUACUUUGGGUAUUUGUAGCUGGAUUGGCAAAGCUAUCAGUGAUUAAACUAAGCCAUCGUGUCACCAGUGUGCUCCCAGAGAGUGGACUGCUCAUCAUCCUGGGCUUUAUUUUGGGAGGAAUCGUCUGGGGAGCAGAUAAAGCGCAGACUUUCAAACUGCUUCCACCCACUUUCUUUUUCUACUUGUUGCCCCAGAUCAUCUUGGAUGCAAGUUACUUUAUGCCCAACAAGCUAUUUUUCAGCAACCUGGGUGCCAUUCUCAUUUAUGCCAUCUUCGGAACAUGCUGGAAUGCAGCUACCGUGGGCCUCUCUCUUUGGGGCUGUUAUGAGGCCGGAGCGAUGGGUAACUUGGACAUCAGUCUUCUGCAGUUUCUAUUGUUUGGCAGUUUAAUCGCUGCGGUGGAUCCGGUGGCUGUGAUUGCAGUGUUCGAAGAAGUACAUGUGAAUGAGGUGCUCUUUAUCCUAGUGUUUGGAGAGUCAUUGCUCAAUGAUGGCGUCACAGUGGUGCUUUAUAAUGUGUUUGAUGCUUUUGUUACUCUUGGAGGCCCAAUGAUUGACGCCGCAGAGAUUUUAAAGGGCAUAUUUACAUUUGUUGUGGUGGCAUUUGGAGGUUCGUUUCUUGGUGUUGUGUUUGCCUUCCUGUUGUCCCUGCUGACCAGGUUCACCAAACACAUUCAGAUCAUCGAAGCCGGCUUUGUCUUUGUGGUGGGCUACCUGGCAUACCUGACAGCAGAGAUGCUCUCCCUCUCUGCAAUACUUUCAAUCACCUUCUGCGGUGUCUGCUGUCAGAAAUACGUGAACGCCAACAUGGAUGAGAAAUCGGUUACAACGGUUCGUCAUGCCAUGAAGGUGCUUGCGAAUGGCUCAGAAACCAUGAUCUUCGUAUUCUUGGGUGUUACAGCCAUUGAUACAGAGAUCUGGGUCUGGAAUACAGGUUUCAUCCUCCUCACCCUCAUUUUCAUCUUUAUAUACAGGGUCAUAGGUGUUUUCUUGCUUACCUGGAUGUUAAACAAGUUCAGAUUGGUUCCUAUCGAGGUCAUUGACCAGGUUGUAAUGAGCUACGGUGGCCUGCGGGGGGCAGUGGCGUAUGGACUAGCAGCCAUGCUAGACGAAGAUAGUAUCCCAGAGAAGAAUCUGAUGAUUAGUACCACACUCAUUGUGGUGUAUUUCACUGUCAUUCUUCAGGGAGUCACAAUGAAGCCAUUGGUUCAGUGGCUCAAGGUCAAAAGAGCAGCUCAUUCGGACUUGAAACUUAUUGAGAAACUAAACAAUAGGGCAUUUGACCACAUUUUAGCAGCAGUUGAGGACAUUUGUGGACGUAUAGGAGAUAACUGGUGGACCAGAGGUUGGAACAGGUUUGAGGAAAAUUAUAUCAGCUGGUUAUUGAUGAAACCUAAGGCCAGAAAGAACAGAGACUACCUCUUUAGUAUCUUCCACAAACUCAAUCUGGAGGACGCUGUCAAAUACGUCAGUGAGGGUGAACGCCAAGGUUCUCUGGCCUUUAUUCGUAGUGAUGAAGCAGCCAAUGUAGACUUCAAAAAACAAUUUGGUUCAGAAUUUUCAAAUUAUGAGCUUGGAAUCGAAAAUUUCUCAGUUACCUCCAUUGUAAAAGACACUAUUCCCUCUGUAUCCCUGAACAUCCAUGGGCAAGACAGGAAGAAUGCGGUGGAUGACACAAACGCCCAUCAUCUUUUACAGCAGCACCUGUACAGGAGCAGAAAGCAUCACCGUCACAAGUACAGUCGCAAUCACUUCAGCAUCAACCAGAGUGAGGAUGAGGUGCAGGAGAUCUUCCAGAGGACCAUGAGGAGCCGCCUCGAGUCCUUCAAAUCAGCUAAAAUGGGUGUCAACCAGGCCAAGAAGAUCACAAAGCACCACAAGAAGGAGCUAACUCACAAGAUGGCUAAUGGACACCCAGACGGCAAAGGCCAUCUGUAUGGAGAUGAAGUUGACAGUGCUGUGGGGAGCGAGACUGGGAUUAUCAAUAGUACUUUCAUGAGAGACACAUAUACAGUUGGAGCUGGCAUAGAGAAUCCAGUGUUCUUGCCAGAUAUGGACAGUCACAGCAGCUUACCCUGGCUAAUGGAGACUGAGGCUGUCGCACCUUCCCAGAGGGCCCAGCGGCGCCUGCCCUGGACACCCAACAGACUCCGGCGCCUUGCACCCAUGAGAAUCAGCACCUGCUCCACAGACUCCUUCCUGAUGGCUGAUGUCUCUUUAACUCCGGAGGAACAUGAGGAACUGCCUCAAACAGAUUAUGAUGACAUGCGACCAGUCUUUGAAUAGAUACUUAAGGACAAUAAUGCGGAUUGCCACAAAGCACAUCCACAGCCAUGGAAGUGCCUGUACUAUUUACAGAUUUCAGUCCAAAACUACAAAAUCGAAGUGGAACUGCUGAAUAGCUAAAGGAAAUCCUACUAAAACCGCCAAACGCUAAUGAAAUAGCAUGGAUCAAACCUUCAUGGGUGUUUUCCCAUGGAUGAAUCCAUUUAGGGCAACAUAUUCAUGUACUAUUGAGUGGGUACAGCAGUAGAAAAAGAAAAGCGAAUCCUUUCAAAGUUUUCCAAGUGAUGCACCUGCCUUGUCCAGAUUUUCUCUAUACGAUUUUCAAAAUGUAAACACCUUGUGAAAUGGUUGGUCAAAAAGAGUUUCCCACAUAUGCUGAUGUAUUUUCAGCUUCAGUUUACAUCACAGCCAUGAUGAACAUUGUUGCUACUUGCUAUCUCUAGUAAGCUUUAACAGCUGAAAGGUUAGGGGGUUUAGUUAGGGGUCAACUGAUUAUCGGUGCUGAUAUUAAGCAUUUUUAAUGGUUAUCAGUAUUGGCCAUUUUCAAAACCGAUUUGCCAAUAAAAUUAUUUAAAAGCAUUUAAAGAAAGGUUUCGUCAGAGCGCUUGUUAUUCGUAAUUUUGACAUUCUUUUUCAUUUUUACUUCAGACUAGGGCUGCCCUUGACGAAAGAUUUUUCUGGUCGACUAGUAGUCGCUCAUUUUAAGCAUUGUCAACUAUUAGUUAUACAUUUAUUAAUAAACCAUAAAAAUCAUAAUAAUGAGCCUUUAACUGCAUACAUAGCCUAAUAAGUGCUCAAGCGCACACAAAAGUAAGCUUGCCAUAGCACACUGGCAGAUAUAAUAAUUAUGAAUGUUCUACGGAAAAACAGGAAAUAGACUGCAUUAACCUUUUAAUAAUUUAUUGAUAAACUAGUGCUUUCUUUGUUUUCGGCUUAGGAGAUGAAGUCGUGGUGGAAGUAGUGAUGCGCCUGUGUGCAUGUUUCAUACAGAUUACAUAAUCUAAGAAUAUUUGUUUUCUAUUUGAAUUGGUUCAUUUAAAAAUAGAAAUUUCACUCUCUGUAGAUAUAUUUCUGAUGUAUGUAAGGCAAGUAUACACUGAGUUUUGUGCUUAAGUUCAGAGACCGAGACGUCAGAAAGCUCAUCCUGUUUGCUUUCAUUAUUUUACAAAAGCACAACGUUUCGUUGUUGUUCCGUACAUACAUACAUACAAAUAAAUGCAGUCUUUACAGAUUCAAAAGAUGCAUUACUUUUUUCUGUAUGACCAAAAAUGACAGAGUAUUUUAAGAUCAACUGACCGCACCAGCGCCUCCAUCUGUCACGCAGUGAACACACUACUGUUCAGCUUCCACACACCCCACAGACACUUAAAUAGCGCACAUUUUUCUACUUUAACAUUAGAUUGAUCAGCCAUGUAAAGUUGCUACUACAUACAUCUUUCAGAUGAAAAGCCAUAUUUGAGGUCGAUGGAUGAUAGGUGAGUAUUUGAAGUGUUACCUGAUGUACUAUAUUACCAAACAGACCAGCCGUUAAUGAUCUGUCUGUCUGAAUAAAAUACACUUCCUGUGUAUUUUAUUUUUCUGCGACUAAGCGACUAAUACAAUUUUGGUCGACCAUGCCUCUUCUCGUCAACCCAACUAUUAGGGGGCAGCCCUACCCCAGACUCUGUUCAAAAUAACAGUUAUCGGUCUACUUGGUCUGUAACGAACAGUAUCGGCAUCUGCCCUGAAAAACACAUAUCAGUCGACCCCUAGUUUUGGUCAACUUUUAGGAAUAAACUAGAGUAUAGAUGGUCUCAAAGCUAAUAGAUACUAAUUAUAAGCCUCCAGUUUUGAUCUUUAAAAAAUGGUGUUGGGAAAAGGUUGAGAAUAUGUUUUGUGCAAUAAUGCUUAUGUAAUAUUAUGGAAGCUGCCAUGGAGUAAAAAAUAAAUUAAAAAGUUAAUUGUGAUUACUUUUAAUCACUACCUGAGAAUUUGUACUUCAGAACUCAGGCUUCGUUUACACUAGUGCAUUUUCGUUUUAAAACGCAUAACUUUUGCUACGGUUAUGCCUGCCAUUUACACUACUCCGGUGUUUUCAACACUCGAAAACGGAGACUUUUGAAAACGCUGCAGACCCCGUUUUAGUUUGAAAACUCCGGGGUUGCGUUUAAGUGUAAACAGACCAAAACUGAGACUUUUGAAAAUGAUGGCGUGACUGCCCACAAUACAAACUUAGAACUGUGAGGAAAAAAUCUAAAUUGUGAGAGAAAUUGUUUUAAUUCCGUGGUGGAAACAGCUUCCAUAUAAUACUGAAUAAGAGAGCAAAGCCAUGUAGUCUUUCACAAGAUCCAAAUUUGACCAUUUUGUAAUGGCACUUUACCACAGCGAUGUCACCUCUACACUUAACAUUCUUCCAUGCAUUACAAUAUGCAACUAAAUGAAUGCGGAAGUUAUUAAGUAAAUCUUUAUAUGGAGUGAGUUUUUCCCUCAUAGAAUUCAGUGAUGUUAGUAUUUUAGUCUGUAUGUGAGUAAAUUAAGGUGUAAACUGUUACAAAAUAUGUGUAUGGAAAACACAUAUGGGUUGUGUUAUUCAAAUAAUGUAUUUUUAGAGGCAUUGUACUUUCCUUUGUGGGAUUAAUAAAGUAUUUA